This is a messenger RNA of Oppia nitens, 1068 nucleotides long. It is a transcript of the gene Ing5, whose product is annotated as inhibitor of growth protein 5-like. Gene Ontology annotation, biological process: regulation of DNA-templated transcription. Gene Ontology annotation, cellular component: nucleus. NCBI's taxonomy places the organism in Eukaryota, Metazoa, Arthropoda, Arachnida, Sarcoptiformes, Oppiidae. The record is from RefSeq and is a predicted model, not a curated record. Bases 188 to 1051 code for a protein of 287 amino acids. The transcript is spliced from 5 exons.
ACAAAAAUCAAAACAAACAAAAAAUUAAUUGUUUUCAUAAUUUUGUUGACAUUUUAUUGUUGUUGUUGUCAUCAUCGGUGGUAAAACACCAGACAUUUAAUUUAAUUGAUUGAUUGAUCACCCGAUUGUAUGUUGUCUUAAACCCAAUUAUUGGUGUCCACACACACACACACAGACACAGACACUAAUGGCUGUUCCCUAUUUGGAUCACUUCCUCGACAGUCUGGAAACGCUUCCCACAGAUCUUCAGCGAAAUUUUACAUUAAUGAGAGAUUUGGAUACAAAAACUGAAGAUUUGGUAACAAAAAUCAAUGGCGCAGCCGAAGAGUACAUCCAAACGGUUCCGGAUUUGUCGCCGGACAACAAAUACCAGCGCUUCGAUCAGAUUCACGAAAUGUUUGAAAAGGCAAAAGUCUUGAGCGACGACAAAGUCCAGCUGGCGAUGCAAACCUACGAAAUGGUUGACAAACAUAUCCGACGAUUGGAUACCGAGUUAGCCAAGUUUGACAGCGACCUCAAAGACAAACAGCUGACCGGUGUUGGUGUUGGCGGUGGUGGACACCUGUCGGACGCAUCUGUCGGUGGUGACGGCGGCGCUGGCAUCGGCUCGGCUGGCAAUGCUGUCGACGAGUCGUCGACUAAGAAAAAGGGCGGUCGUAAAGGCGGCGCCGGCGCUGCCGCCGAUAAGUUGUCCAAAGGGUUUAAUCCGAAAAAUGUUAUCAAAAGUGAUUCGGAUUCGAAGGGCGGCGGCGGCGGUGGUGGCCGUAAAAAACUGGACAAACUCAACGAAAAUGUGAUCAUCGGUAGUACAUCGGUGGCAGCAGUAUUACCGGCACUGAUGGCCAAUUCGGACAUUGGACUCGAUAUGGCUGUCGAUCCGAAUGAGCCCACAUAUUGUCUCUGCCAUCAGGUGUCCUACGGAGAGAUGAUUGGCUGCGAUAAUGCUGACUGUCCUAUUGAAUGGUUUCAUUUUGGAUGUGUCGGCCUAACCAUUAAACCGAAAGGAAAGUGGUUUUGUCCCAAAUGUAUUGUCGAAAGAAAAAAGAAAUAAUAAUAAUAAUAAUAAUU